AAAGAGAGAGCGAAGAGAUGAGAGGAGAGAAACGAAUUUGAUCCACAACAAAAUAGUGAGCCUGUCUCUUCUAAUCGCACAGUCCGUUUUCCACUGCCGUCUUGAUUCUGUUUCUUUAUCAUCGCGACCGUGUUUAUUUUGCAUGUUUAUUUGUGUCAGCUGGAUAUUUACGGCUAAACAGAAAUUAUGUCUGGCCAGCAUUAUUGCCUGCGAUGGAACAAUUAUCAGAGUAACAUGACUUCCGUUUUUCACCAACUCCUGCAAAAUGAAGCCUUCGUCGAUGUCACGUUAGCAUGUAACGACUUAUCACUAAAAGCUCACAAGGUGGUGCUGUCUGCUUGUUCCUCAUAUUUCCAGAAGCUCCUUUUAGAGAAUCCAUGCAAACAUCCGACGAUCAUAAUGCCGCAGGAUGUCUGUUACGCCGACUUGAAAUUUAUCAUAGAAUUCGUCUACAAAGGAGAAAUCGACGUUUCCCAGACUGAAUUGCAGUCUCUUCUACGGACGGCCGACCAGCUGAAAAUCAAAGGCCUGUGUGAACCCCCCGACGAAAAAGAGAAUUCACCAUUAGAGCCUCAGUAUUUUCCCAAAAAUUUUUCCAAAGUUAGGAAAUCAUCAUCACCUAAGCAAUUCAAGCCUCAAGACAAUAACAGAAGAUACAAACAGAAGAAACCACACUUAGACAAUACAUCGGAUAAGGAAGAUAAUGGUAGUUUAGAAGCACAUUCUUCAGACGAGGAACAUGAUAUGCCAGUAGCUUUAAAUGAUCACAAGAGAAAAAGGGCGGAGCCUGAACAAGUAAAACCACUCAACAUGAGCAGUCAUGGGAUUUUGACAGGACAGACGAUCUUCUCUCAGUUUGGGGUAGACACAGAUGACUUCCCUCCAGAGCCUCCUGCGCCUUCGGCGAUCCCCGUGGGUCACGUGGACAUGCAGGACCAUUCACCAACUCGUACCCUCCUCACCAACACCAUUCACCGAACCGAUUUGUCCGACUCGAAUGUCAAAUACUGCGAUAUCAAAAAAGAGGCCGAUAUCAAAUUUGAAACGUUGCGAUCGUACGACCAAGACUCUUUGCUCGAGAUGGAUUCACACAUGUCCGGCCCUGACCAUUCCAUGGACAGUCACGAGGACGACCAGAGUAUGCACCAGAUGAUGGUCACUCCAGAACUGAUGGGCAUGAUGCCGGGAGUUUCAAAUAGAUUAGAAUUAAGUAGCAACGAAGUACCUGCAUUAAAAAACAACGGGCAUUCAGACAGUUUGCAUCACACGCCGAGGUCGCACGGCGGAGGCCCGAAAACUUGGACUCAGGAAGACAUGGACAUGGCCUUAGAUGCUUUAAGAAACCACAAUAUGAGCCUAACAAAAGCUUCAGCAACUUACGGUAUUCCCUCCACGACGCUCUGGCAGCGAGCGCAUAGACUAGGUAUAGAUACGCCAAAGAAAGAAGGACCGACAAAGUCAUGGACUGAAGAAAACUUGAACAGUGCACUUGAGGCGCUGAGGACUGGAACGAUUUCGGCCAAUAAAGCGAGUAAAGCUUACGGUAUUCCCAGUAGCACUUUGUACAAAAUAGCCCGCCGUGAAGGCAUCAGGUUAGCCGCCCCAUUUAACGCCGCCCCCACGACGUGGACCCCUGAAGAUCUCGAAAAGGCCUUAGAAUCGAUUAGAUCAGGUCAAACGUCCGUACAAAAAGCCUCGACUGAGUUCGGAAUUCCUACGGGAACACUUUAUGGACGAUGUAAGCGCGAAGGGAUUGAACUUUCAAGGUCGAAUCCGACGCCGUGGUCCGAGGAUGCCAUGGGGGAGGCACUGGAGGCUGUUAGGUUGGGGCACAUGUCCAUAAACCAGGCUGCCAUACACUACAAUCUGCCUUAUUCGUCGCUGUAUGGCAGAUUCAAACGAGGAAUCAAGUACGAAUCGGACAACAUCGAGCCGAACUCCGAUAGUCAGUCGCAAAUGGACGGCCACAGUUAUGGGAUGGAUUAUGCGAAUACUCAUCAACAAAUUCAAUACCAGAAUCAGACAAAUAGCUGAGACAUAGUUUUCAACUUUGAUAGUUUCUAGAAUAGAGAAGAUUCUAAUUUUUUCAAGAAGGUUUUGUGAUGAUGGAAGUGCGUCAGCUUAGUUAAUUAAGAGACUUGAGUUUUGAAAUUACCAACUUAGGCUGUUGUAUUAUGAUACUUAAUUUUUAAUUUUGUUUUUAGGAUACGUUGCCUUUCCGUGAGGCGAUAUUACAAAGUGCAAUAUUAAACCAUUUAAUACCAUUAGGACUAGUGUACAGAUCUUGUAUAUUCUUCUAGCUAAUUUACUCAAGCAAUGUUUUUGCCAGCUAUGGGUUCUUGUAUAUAAUUUCAACCAACUUUUAUUGUUUUAUUUACCUCAGCUGCACUUUUUUGCUAUUUAUGUACUUAGAUAUUUUUAUUUAUUAUGUUUACGAGCUCCGAGUGAUCCGAGUCAGUUUUUUGUUUUUAAUAAAAAUCUUAAAACUU
Molecule: messenger RNA, 2489 nt
Organism: Tribolium castaneum (red flour beetle)
Lineage: Eukaryota; Metazoa; Arthropoda; Insecta; Coleoptera; Tenebrionidae
Product: protein tramtrack, beta isoform
Exons: 8
Coding region: 187-2034 (615 amino acids)
Biological process (GO): regulation of transcription by RNA polymerase II
Cellular component (GO): nucleus
Molecular function (GO): DNA binding; protein binding
Source: RefSeq, a predicted model, not a curated record